Molecule: messenger RNA, 3500 nt
Organism: Pomacea canaliculata
Lineage: Eukaryota; Metazoa; Mollusca; Gastropoda; Architaenioglossa; Ampullariidae
Exons: 5
Coding region: 466-2286 (606 amino acids)
Source: RefSeq, a predicted model, not a curated record
AAAAAAAGAGGUACAACAAGGACAUAACUGAAGGUUUCAGAUGGCAAACAAUAAUCAGAGGCAAGUACAAGCUCAGGCCGCCGCUAACCCCCCGCCACCUCCCCCGCAGCCGGCAGUGCCAGAACCCGACAGCACCACUCCCCACUACCCGCAGCCUCGUCGCCACCCGCGGACAACACUCCGGGAUGGGCAGCGCCGGCUGCUGGAGGCGGAGUUCCAAAGGAACCAUUACCCCGGGGUGGCUGUCCGCGGGGAUCUGGCCAGACAGACGGGGCUGUCGGCCAUAAGAGUGCGGGAGUGGUUUUCAAACCGCCGGGGGACGUGGCGGCGAGAACAGGCGGCCAGAGCAGACGAGUAACCCUCUCCUUCUGUGGUCUGGCAGUGCAACUGACUGUUGAGCACUGCGAAGAUGAAAAGAUUCUUGCACAAGAUUUGCACGUUGCUGGCAAGGAUAAAGACAAGCAGAUGGAGGCAGUCAAGGAUAAGCAUUAUCCAUCUGUCCUUACAGACAACAGAUCAUCUCAUCUGCAGGUUAUAGAACCUGAAACUGAUCCUUGUGUGGUGCAUGCUAAAGCUCACGAAGAUGCACAUGACCAAGUUUGCUUGGCAGUGCCUCCUGUUGUUGUAGGUGACGUAGAAACAGAUACCAGCAGUAGUGCUACAUCUAUUUCUGUUCUGAGAAGUGACCAGGACAUUCAGUUUUGUCUGAAAGUGAAUUUCAAGACUCAAGUUGAACCCAGAGAUGGUGCAUAUGAACCGGAAAGUACUGUCGAAGCAUUAGAGGAUGUAUGCAUAGAGAGCUUGGUACUAGAACCUUCUGAAGCAACAAGUCCAGCCAGCAUUGUGGAGAAGGUAGAUCUAUCACUGCCUGCUCCUUUAAAUGACGAGCAGCAAAAGACUCCCCUUGAUGUCAAGGAGCUUUGUCCAGAAAGUCUGGACACAAUGCAAGCUUGCGUGGAAGCCUUCCAGGAAAUGGAGCUCAUUAUGAUCCUGCAUUACUUGGAUAAGAACCACAAAAUGCAUGCUGAGGCUAUUUAUGGCCCAGCUCGCUGUGCUCCUUCUUUCCCUUCUCCCCCAGCUCCAUGGUAUCCUUGUCCUCAAGAAGAAUCAGUUCAUCUUGAGGAUCCCAUUGCUGAAGAACCAGCUGACAAUGAAGCAGAAGCAGAGUACCAGCAGCAGGAAGUCCUAGACAUGCCUCAGACCACAGCCACGCAGACCGAGGUUGUCCAGCAGGAACUUCAAGAGAUCAUUGCCGAGCUUGUGCAGAAGGAGAGAGAGAAUGAACAACAGUGGUGCAAAGUGCCCCAUGCUGAGCAUAAGAGGAGGCAUGACUCAAGCUUCUCACUGCAGAUCCGAGGAUGGCUUGGUGGUCAGCAUGUUUCCAGCGCCAUCCACAGCCCUGUGUCCAAUGGUGUCUCCUCUGCUGAAGGCUUGCCCAGUGCAAAUGCUACCAGAUCAGGUGGUAGCCACUUGCUUCGUUCGAUAUCAGAUGCAGCUGCACUGGCCAAGAAGCUUGAUGUCCUGAAAAGUGGGAGGAAGAUACAAGAAAAGAAGUCGACCUCUUUUGGGAAACGUUCAGGGAGGCUGUAUGGUGGUGUUUCAGCCAGUGUCAGUGAAUGGGACCUUAGAAUUCAAGAAAGGUCUCAUGAUGCUGGAUUACAUGAUGGAGAGUCACAGCGGUCUCAAUCGCUUCAGCUUCUUGAACAUUUCGGGAAUACCAAGGCGGAGUUUAGACCAUGUUCUUCAUCUAGUAGUAGUUGUGGCACAGAUACAAGUGUUAAAGGAUCGGAAAACCUAAUUUCUGAUGUUAGCAGUUCUGUAGCUGCUUCAGCAAGCACCAGCUUAAGCACAUCAUUAGAGAGACAGAGCUCUGUGGCUGAGACCACACUUUACAGCAGUGUCAGUUCACUGCAGAAUCAGGCAUCUCUUGGUGGGGAGAGACUCUCACAGCUGUGUUCGUCUUGCUCAUCAGCUGCUCAGGAAGGAAGCUUAUGCACCAGCAGCCUUGGCAAGUCUGAUGAACAUAGGACAAGCACCAAAGCCUCAUUCAAUGCUGGGUCUUUGAUGAUGAGUAGAAGAGAUGAGCCACAUGCUGCAAGCACUGGGCCUACAGCUGUGCUUGCAGAGCAAAGCAGAGGUGAAGAAGUCUUUUCUCGGAGAAAGGCUAGUUGUGUGAAGAUUGGAGGAAAACUUAGUGUAGCCCUGCUACAGAAGGAGAGCAAAGUCAUUGAACCAUUACAGUCAAGUUGUGAUGUGACUGCAAAUGCUCUUCCCAAGCUAAUUUGAUCACGUAGCCUUCGCAAGUCAUCUUCAGAUAUCAUGAGUUUUCAGAAGGCCUUGAUGGAACUAAAAGAAAACAGUGAUGCUUCUCUUGAUAAGAUUGUAUGUGAAGACACAUCAGACACUUCUCUUUCUUGAGCAAAUCUGACCAAGUCUUCCAACAAAAGUGAAAUGGCUAAGAAUUCAAACAGUUAUAGAGACUGUGUCCUCUCCUAGCAGCCUUUUAACAUGGAUUGCCAGUUUUGUCGAAGAAACAAGCUUCUGUGCUUUGUUUACAUUUUUUGUUCUGGAACUUUCAUUUUACCAGUUUUUUUCACAUGCAAACAUUGGAGAAAGGAGAGCACUAGUCAAAGGAUGUGUAAAGGACAUUUGCUAAUUGAAUGUGGACAUGUGGUCUUGAAUGGGUAACCUGAAUUUAAAGUCUUUUGUACAUGUCUUCCUCUGUGAUCAAAAUAUGUGACAAUGGCCUUCUGUACCAAUGAAUACCAAUUAGGCCAACUGUUUGCACAUUUGUUUUAUUGAGAGAAAAAAAGUUGCUUCGGCGAAGUAUCAAGAGUAAACAAUCUUUCCUAGCAUCACCAGUGAAGGGCAAACUAGUGGUAUCAUGAUGACAGUAUUUGUUAAAUUUAAAAAGAAACUUUUUGUGACCAAGACUUUACUUGUGUGAUUCUGUUUCUGUGAAGACAUUUUGCGAGUUAACCUAUAGGACAAUGCCAUUACAGAUGUUUAAUAUUUUUAAAGCAAAGUAAGCGAGGAAGUAUGACCUUGACUUCAAAAAGACUUGCAUAAUAUAAAAAUUAUACAAUUCAUGGUUUUUCCAACAUGGAAGGCUAUUAAAUCUGGUGUUUCAUGGCAUUGUAUGUAUAAAUAUGUUGAGAGGUUGCUGCCAAAGAAGAAGGAGAAAAUUAAGGUCUGGCCUAUAAGUUUCUCACUGGGGUAAAAAGGAUUGUGAGCAAUUAUCAGUGGCAUUCUCUUACAGUGUCAGCACUGACUUGCAGUAUAUAUAUGUAUAAUUUCUGAACAAAAUAAUUUAUGGAAAGAAACUACUUUUAAAAAAGAAAAUGUUCUGUGAAAAAUGUGCAGGUGAGUUACAUAUUUCUGAGAUUUCUCACAUUCAUUGCAAAAUCUCCACAUCACUUGCGAGACUUCUGUCAAGGAAAUAUAAAAACUGUGUAGUGAAUUUGGAAAGUGUGAUGGUGUUGUGAAGAUUAUUAAUUGGU